AACAAAGUCUUGGGACUUGCACUUGCCAUGCUUGAGAUUCUUUAGUCUUUAGUCUCUGGGAUUCCAGCUUCUUCAAUCAACAAAUCGAGAUACUGACAUAACCUCACUAACUCAAGCGCGAAUUCACGAAGGCUUUAACUACUAGAAUUUCGUUAAGUUUGACGCAGCUCCACAAAGAGACUCAUUUGAGGAAUUAUUACCUUCUAGCAGCUCGCAAGUAAGGUGUAUAUUCGUAGCUUCCUUAUAAGUAUCUUACAGAAUUCUUCCGAAUUGUGUCACCGUCAAUUUCGUCAAAUUUUCCUGAUAAUUCUAUGAAUAUCCCUGUAUGACACCGCCACGGCACCUUCUAAAACUAAAAGGCUGUUUUAUUUGAAAGUUUGAAGCAUAGAGUGCGCUACCAUCGCCACCAUAUGAUAGUGACAGUUGCAAAUUGUAAACAAAAAAGCCCCAAUGAAUAGAUUGUACAAUAUUUCUCGUUCGCUGCACGGAACUCCAGUGAUUUUAGCUAGAAAAGGAAUGAAAAUGAGUCAAGAGUGUGGUCCAGUUGAGAAUGCCAUGCGAAAGGGCCUUGAAACGAACCUUUCUCCGAUCCAUUUGGAGAUAAUCAACGAAUCUUACAUGCACAAUGUGCCCCCAUCUUCAGAGACGCAUUUCAAAGUCCUAAUAGUGUCCCCCAAAUUUGAGGGUAUCUCUGCAAUCAAACGUCAUCGAAUGGUGAAUGAUGUGGUGAAAGAAUCCCUCAAUGGAGCCUUCGUGCAUGCCCUGUCGCUGGAGACGAAGACUCCAAGUCAAUGGGAUCCAGAAUACAAAGUGGAUCCCAGUCCCAAAUGCCUCGGUGGAUUUGGCAAGUGAUUUGAGCUGGGCAGAAUCCACAAAGUUUGUAGAAAAAGAUGAACGAAAGAUGCAGAAGGAAACUAAAAAGGUCCACUAAAUUCAUAAAUUGAUGGUAUCCAGUCUCAAUUUUCCAUCGUUCUCUGUGAAAUACAGCAUAUCCGCCAUGGACUGCUCACAAAUAAGAUCCUCGACUCGCUGAUGCAUCUGCAAAGACGAAGGAAAAGGUAGGAUAUUUCUUAUUUUUACCACUACAUUUUGUUAUUAGAUUUCGAGGAAAUUAGUUUUAAAUUAAAGAAAAAUGUGAAUAAAUUUUUUAUUAUUAAAAGA
Phlebotomus papatasi is the source of this 1161-nucleotide messenger RNA. Its product is annotated as bolA-like protein DDB_G0274169. NCBI's taxonomy places the organism in Eukaryota, Metazoa, Arthropoda, Insecta, Diptera, Psychodidae. Gene Ontology annotation, cellular component: mitochondrion. The record is from RefSeq and is a predicted model, not a curated record. The transcript has 2 exons. Bases 451 to 852 code for a protein of 133 amino acids.